AUGAAUGGACGUAUCGACCCAAUAGUCAACCCCGGCAAACUAAGCUCCCAUAGCCACACGAUUGUUGGUGGAAGCAACAUUGGCAUCGACAGUUCAUACGAGAGCAUGAUCAAUAGUGCCUGCACCUCUUGCGAAAUCCAAGCGGACAAGUCCGCGUACUGGGCUCCCAUACUGUACUAUCAAUAUGCGAAUGGACAAUUUCACGACGUAUACCAGUCCGGAUCUGUCGUCUACUAUCUUGGCCGCGGCCCAAAUGUCGGAAAGACUGUUCCUUUCCCGGCAGGGUUCAAAAUGCUUGCUGGCAACACUGCAGCCAGGGCUUUUGACACCAAGGCCUAUACCUGGGGUGACGAACGUAACCCGCCGCGUCUUGUCGCUGAGGCUAUUAAUUUUGCUUGUUUGGGAGCCAACAAGGGUUUUCCUGAAGCAAACGGCCUGAACAACACCUUCUGGAAACCUUUCGAAUGCGUCAAUGGCCUCCGAGCCCAGAUUCAUUUUCCAACUUGUUGGAAUGGCGUUGACCUUUACAAGGUUGAUGGCUCACAUGUCGCUCACCUGAGUCAGAUCGACAACGGGGUCUGCCCACCAAGCCACCCUCACCAACUGCCACAUAUUUUCCUGGAAACUCUAUAUAGUAUCGACUCUAUUCCGGGUGAUCUUACCUGGGGCCGGUUUGUCUUUUCCAAUGGCGACCCAUCAGGAUAUGGCUACCAUGGGGACUUCAUCAACGGCUGGAACUCGACAGUUCAAGCACUCGCAGUAGCGAAUUGUCUGGCAACGGACAAUGCUGGCCAAAUCAGUGCCUGCCCAUAUCUGCAAGAAAGUGAUACAGAUGGCUACAGCAGGAAUUGCCCAUUGAAAAAGUCCUCUGUCAACGAGACCGUCCUGGGAUUGCUACCAAAACUCCCUGGAUGCAACAACAUCACGAAUGGACCCUCGAAUGCGACACCGCAGGACUGGACCUGCCCGACGUCUGUGACACCGCCUUAUGUCACUCCAACGGUCAACUCGGUAGCCCAACAUACGGUGCGGCCGUCGAUCGGUUCCUUCUACCCAACUGCGACGCAGCAAAAAUACCUCGGUUGCUUCAACGACACGACUGGUGGGGCGCGGGCCCUCGAUGGCAAGCACACGUCCACGGAGUCCAUGGACGUCCCGGCCUGUCAGACAUACUGCAAUUCGCAUGGUUACAGGCUUUCUGGCGUCGAGUAUGGCACUGAGUGCCAUUGCGGGAACACGAUCACCAAUUCCGCAAAUACUGGCAAUCUCAUCGGCGGAUUCGAGCGAUGUACCUGGCUCUGCAGUGGAACCAUCGCAAGAGAAAACGGCACGCAGGAGGUUUGUGGUGGCUAUGCUGCCAUCUCCAUCUACAACAACACAGACCCCUCAUUUGGCAAGACAUCAUCACAGCCCUCUCCAGGCGAUUAUCUCGGCUGUGCCUUUGACGGGUCCUCCACGCGCGCACUACAAGGUGCAUCCACUUCUGGAUCAGGUAUGACCGUGGAUUUGUGUGCAACUUUUGCACAGAAAGGAAACAGUGGCGCGGGCUACAAGUACUUCGGCGUCGAAUACAGCUCGGAGUGCUACGUCGGGAACACGCUCAUGCCGUCCGGCAGGAUAUUGACGGAAACCUCGGACCCGCCGAGCAGCUCGUGCAAUAUGAAGUGCUCGGGAAAGGAUUCCCAGACAUGCGGGGGCGCUGGUUUGCUCUCCCUGUACUACAACUCGAAUUACACAGCAAACUCGGCAGUUCGCCCCAGCAUCGGCAGCUACCGUGCCCUUGGUUGUCUGACGGAUUCCCAAGCGACGCAGGGCCUGCGGUCUCUGGCUGCCGCGUCCUCUUACUCGGACGACAUGACAGAGGAUAGCUGUGUGGCAUAUUGCCAAACGAAAGGCUAUCGGUAUGCCGGGUGA
Diaporthe citri is the source of this 1914-nucleotide messenger RNA. RefSeq lists its product as uncharacterized. NCBI's taxonomy places the organism in Eukaryota, Fungi, Ascomycota, Sordariomycetes, Diaporthales, Diaporthaceae. The transcript has 5 exons. The record is from RefSeq and is a predicted model, not a curated record. The coding region runs from base 1 to 1914 and encodes 637 amino acids.